Mus musculus (house mouse) is the source of this 4079-nucleotide messenger RNA. It is a transcript of the gene Aifm3, whose product is annotated as apoptosis-inducing factor, mitochondrion-associated 3. Lineage: Eukaryota; Metazoa; Chordata; Mammalia; Rodentia; Muridae. The transcript is spliced from 19 exons. Gene Ontology annotation, cellular component: mitochondrion. The coding region runs from base 682 to 2334 and encodes 550 amino acids. The record is from RefSeq and is a predicted model, not a curated record. Gene Ontology annotation, molecular function: oxidoreductase activity; 2 iron, 2 sulfur cluster binding.
GGACGCCUCGGGCUCCAGGCCCGCAGUGUAGCCGCAGCGCCGGCCCCGCCCCCGCCCGCUCCGCCCUGCAGGCCGGCCGCAGCCCGGAGCGGAUCCCGCCCGCCCGCCCGCGGCCACCAAGCCAGGUGAGCGCGCCUGUCCCUGUCCCGCACGCGCCCCGGGACAGCUCGCUCGCGGAUUUCUACCCUGGUGGCAGAGUGAGGCACUCAGGAGGCUGCAGCGACCCCGGUCCUUGCUGCUGCUCCCCAGCACCCCUUUCGGCUCCCUGGAGCCCUCCCUACCUUGUGCUGGUCGGUUGGUUGGCUGCUGCUUCCAGCGAGGGAGCCGCAAAGAAGCCGAGCUGGGUUUCCCUGGGGACCAGUGGCUUGGCCUAGCCCCACACCCACAGCCCCCUCCUGGCCACAACUCAUGCUAGAAGGCGGGCUGGACCCUCCAGGACACUGGCCUUCCGUGCCCUGCUGACCAAGGCCCAGUAGUCUCUCUCCAUUGCUGGGCUGGGAGCAAGGAGCAGUGACUCCCAUGGAAAGAGGUCCUAAAGCUGUCUAGCUGGCAUGGCAGCUCUAGCGUCUCUGAGGGCCACAGGGGGUCCAGUCCUGCAGGGCACAUCCUAGACCUUGGACAGCUGGACAGCCUGCCAUCGUGCUCCCACCAGCCAGGCCAGAUCCCAGGCCACCGUUCACCAUGGGCGGCUGCUUCUCCAAGCCCAAGCCAGUGGAGCUCAAGAUUGAAGUGGUGCUGCCAGAGAAAGAGCGGGGCAAGGAGGAGCUGUCAGCCAGCGGAAAGGGCAGCCCCCGGGGUUACCAGGGCAACGGCACAGCACGCCACUUCCAUGCUGAAGAGCGGCUGCCCACCCCACAACCCUAUCCCAGCCCUCAGGACUGUGUGGAGGCUACUGUCUGCCAUGUCAAGGACCUCGAGAAUGGCCAGAUGCGGGAAGUGGAGCUGGGCUGGGGAAAGGUGUUGCUGGUGAAGGACAAUGGGGAAUUCCAUGCCCUGGGCCAUAAGUGUCCUCACUAUGGAGCGCCCCUGGUGAAAGGUGUACUGUCCCGGGGACGUGUGCGCUGCCCCUGGCAUGGUGCCUGCUUCAACAUUAGUACUGGGGACCUAGAGGACUUCCCAGGCCUGGACAGCCUGCAUAAGUUCCAGGUGAAGAUUGAGAAGGAGAAGGUGACCAUUCGGGCAAGCAAGCAGGCCCUGCAGCUACAGCGGAGGACAAAGGUGAUGGCCAAGUGUAUCUCUCCAAGUGCUGGCCACAGCAGUAGCACCAACGUGCUCAUAGUGGGUGCAGGUGCUGCUGGCCUAGUGUGUGCAGAAACACUGAGGCAGGAGGGCUUCUCAGACCGGAUUGUCCUUUGCACACUGGAUCGACAUCUGCCCUAUGACCGGGCCAAGCUCAGCAAGUCCCUGGAUGCACAACCCGAACAGCUGGCCCUGAGACCCAAGGAAUUCUUCCGGGCCUAUGGCAUUGAGAUGCUCACUGAGGCUCAGGUAGUCACAGUGGACGUGAGAAAUAAGAAGGUUGUGUUCAAGGAUGGCUUCAAGCUAGAGUACAGCAAGCUGCUGCUGGCACCAGGAAGUAGCCCUAAGACCCUGACCUGCAAAGGGAAAGAUGUAGAGAAUGUGUUCACCAUUCGCACGCCCGAGGAUGCCAACCGCGUGCUGCGGCUCGCCCGGGGCCGCAAUGCUGUUGUUGUGGGAGCAGGCUUUCUGGGAAUGGAGGUUGCUGCUUAUCUGACUGAGAAAGCCCACUCAGUAUCCGUGGUAGAGCUGGAGGAGACACCCUUCCGGAGGUUCCUGGGGGAACGUGUUGGUCGUGCACUUAUGAAGAUGUUUGAAAACAACCGGGUGAAGUUCUAUAUGCAGACAGAGGUGUCAGAGUUGCGGGCUCAAGAGGGCAAGCUGCAGGAGGUGGUGCUGAAGAGCAGCAAAGUCCUGCGAGCAGAUGUCUGCGUGUUAGGCAUUGGUGCGGUGCCUGCCACAGGCUUCCUGAGGCAGAGUGGCAUUGGUCUGGAUUCCCGAGGUUUCAUCCCAGUCAACAAGAUGAUGCAGACCAACGUCCCAGGAGUGUUUGCUGCAGGUGAUGCUGUCACCUUUCCUCUUGCCUGGAGGAACAAUCGGAAAGUGAACAUCCCACACUGGCAGAUGGCUCACGCCCAGGGGCGGGUAGCAGCUCAGAACAUGCUGGCACAGGAGGCUGAGAUCAACACGGUACCCUAUCUGUGGACUGCCAUGUUCGGCAAAAGCCUUCGCUAUGCUGUUCACAUGGGCGCCCUCCCACAGGCUACGGAGAAGGCUUCGAUGAUGUCAUCAUUCAGGGGGAUCUGGAGGAGCUGAAGUUUGUGGCUUUUUAUACCAAGUGAGAGCAAUGGGGUGCGAUGGGAGCAUGGAGCAGUGGGAGUGCUGUUGGGAAUCGAUAGUGUUAGCAAAGCAGCAGGGGCUAAAAGACAAGUGAAUGGCCGCGUGGGGGUGCUGGGCAGGAGAUGAGGAGGAAGCAACAACAGUCCUCCCGUGCAUCAAACAAUACUGUGUCUUCUGGAUAUUUCUUUGAGGUAAGUGUUGACACUGAGGCAGGUAGGUGUCUACAACAAGGAAAGACAAACUGGUGUAGACAAGCUGAUGCUAAGGCUGGGCCCAUCCCUGCGCUGUGCCAAGGGUUUCUUUGGGCAGCUGACAGUGCUGGGACCAAAUGGAGGGCUGGGUGCUCAAGACAUCUUGUUUCCCUGGACAAGAGCCUUCCCGGCAUCCCAGGUGGACCAGAAGGUGUUAGGAUCUCAAGAAGGACCACUGCUGCUAGUGGUCUCAGGCUGGGGCUCCUUCUCUCCAUAGAAGUGACGAAGUGAUUGCUGUGGCCAGCAUGAACUACGAUCCCAUCGUAUCCAAGGUGGCUGAGGUGCUAGCCUCAGGUCGAGCCAUCCGGAAGCGGGAGGUGGAGUGAGUGCGGGUGUGGGAGACUGUAGGGUGUGUGUGGGUAUCCUGGAUAGGAUCUAUUAAAGCUACCAUGGCAGCCUGUUGCCCGCUCAGUCCUAUAGAGCUCUUCUCCUCACUUUCAGUUCCCAUGGUUCCUGGGUGAGAUGAGGGUGAAUUUGGUUUAGAAGUUGACAGGAUAUGAUUACAAAGAACCGGGUGUGUGGCCCAGAGAGGAGCCAAUGUUGGGGAGUGGGGGGUGGAGGCAAUGUGAUUUGUGCUAAGCUUGGCAGAACUUAGGUGGAGAAACAUAGUAGGUGAUGCCCCCAGAUAUGCCAUCCACAGAGAAGUGGGGUGGUUACAUGACAUCUGGGAAGCAGUGGACAUGAGCCAUUACCAUCAUCCCAGCACAGUGCCAGUGAGUCCCCAGUAGCUUAACCUGUGUACAGAGAACUUCCCAGGACCAGAGACAGGCCAGAGGUGACUGAUGGCUAUGUGUCGGGGUAAAUCCUAGAGUGGAAGACUCAGAGUGGAUCUGAUAAAUGAUAUACUUUCUUUGGCCUUCUGUUUUUCCCUCUUGCCUUCGAAAAGGUUGUUUAUGCUACACAGCAAGUACGUGCAUUGUUUCUUGUUGACUGUUCUCAGCCUUUCUUCCCCAGCCCAAUGACUGAACCCUCCCACCUUGCCCAAGUCCAUUACCUACGGGGCUUUGACACAGAUCAGUCUCUGCUGCUGUAUUCAAGAAUCAUUGGCUCAUGGUGCCUAGAGUGGGGAACCUGUCCUCUUCUGCCCUGACCCAUCCUCCUCUCAUUCCUGCAGAACCGGUGACAUGUCUUGGCUCACAGGAAAAGGAUCCUGAGCUCUCCUGUGGUGGACUUGGGCAGGCCUCUGGGGUACCAAGGUCAGAGACCAAGUCCUGGGGCAAGUGCCAACUCCAAUUUCCCAGGAUCCCUCACUGUGGAAUCUGAGUCCUCCAAGGCUUGCCUUGACCUGUCUGCCUCGCCUCCAGCCAGGCUACCACAGCCUCCAGAAGAUGGUCCAUUCCUAAUGCCUCAGCUGUCACUGACAGCUGGGUGUAGAGGCAGGACAGGCUCUGCCUUGGUUUCCUCUACUAGGACGAUUUUCCCAGCAAGCCCCUUCAACAUUACCUUAAAAUUAAAACGCAUGUCUCAGCA